AUGAGCCACACGUUCAGAGGACAAGAAGAAGAAGAAGACGAAAGUGGCGGCUUCACCGUUCUUGUCCCCACGCCCUACUCCACUCUGCGUAUCUGCAGGUUGCUGCCGAGUCCACGCCGUACAGAUCCACCUGCAAGGCCUGCUUCCAUUCUCCCCGGUCUGUUCUUGUUGGCCAUCGUGGGGAGCGCGUCCCUGCUCAUACUGUUCGUGCGCUACCUCUUGGGUACGGAGGGCAUGUUCUGCAACACGGCAGCCUGCGGCGCGUUCGCUCGCCUUCUAAAGACCUCAAUCAACCGUUCUGUUGAUCCGUGCGACAACUUCGGCUCAUUCGUCUGCGAUGGCUGGCGUCGGCAAAAUCCGUACUCGGUUCGUGAAAAUCACUACCGCGCCACGCUAGUCUACAUGUCCAGCCUCACCGAUUCAGUGCAGAUUCCGCCAGUUGCCCAGAGCGCGCUACAGCAGGUCGCCGCUUUCUACCGCAGCUGCACUCAGCUUCCUGUAUCUGGACGCGACGACACUCAGCUAGUCAAGUCCUGGCUCACCGACGCUGGUGUUGUGUGGCCCGUGUGGCCCGCUAAUCCGAACGUCCUCGACACCCUCGCGUACCUCGCACUCAACCUCGGCUUGGCCAGCGUGAUCGACAUCGAGGUCGAGAGACCAGGCCGGCAAAGUGCCGUCAUCACCCUCAAACCCUCGCUCAGCUUUCUCUUGCUAAACAGCCGUAAUUUGUCGACACCUGAUAAGCGCAGGCUGUUUAAAACACUCCGAGACGCCUUUCUGCCGAAUGACGAUACGAUGCGCUAUCGUUUAGUGACGUUCGCAGACAUCGCACGUGUCGAGAAAGAGAUGGUAGCUGACCUCAUCGAUGCAUCACCUCAUCGCCAGCCAUUGUCACUGAGAGACCAUCUGUACCGAAGCCCCAGAGAGUGGAACGCCUCCAUCGCCCGUCACACGCCGACGGGCGCCGCUGUCGCAUUCCGAAGCACGCACCCUCUCUUCUUCAGGGAAUUUGUACGUCUGUGGUACCGACACGGCGAAAUAGAGGUGCACCUGCUUGUGUCCUGGUACGCGGUGCGGUUCGCAGCCUACUUUGCGCACGCGAGUCUGGCGAAUAGCUACAGCUACAAUGAGAACGAAGAGGAGUUUCACCGGAACAGUUUCUGCAUAGUCUUACUGUACGAGGCUCUGGGUGACAUCGUGUUCGCCUCCUACAACACUCUCGUCUUCCCUGGUCGCGUGCGUCAAGAUGUGAAGACCUUAGUGCUGUCUGUGCGCGAGACGUUUACGCACCUCCUGAGCGCGCACUCUAAAUUCGCUAAUAGAGUGUCUACCUUAGCCGGUUGGAGCUUCGUCGAUCACGUGUUCUCCGUACUGGACUACGCGCACGGCGACGGCGAACUCGCUCAUGCACCGCUGCCAGGACUGCCGGACUUCGGAAGCGUGUUCGCUAUCAACUGGCGCUCGGCCAUACGUGCCUUGCAGAUAGCUGAGAAACCUCUGAGGCGUUCGCUCUUCUCCGAGACACUCAAUCACGCACGCCUCUUCGAGACCGUUCCCGAACUGCGUGAUUUCGUGCUUUUGCCCACGGCGCUGGCUUUCCCGAUGUAUGACGCGGCAGCCACGGCCGCCAUAAAAUACGGCGCCCUAGGCAGCCACGUGGCACAAGCGUCAGCACGCAUCUUUCUCGACACACUCGCAACUUUCGAUGCCGAUAUGUCCAAGGAACUCCGCCAGUUUUUGUUCGCUCUGCGCGAUUGCCUUCAGCAUGGCGCAGGCCUGCCGUCUUCGCGCGCCGCUAUCGGCCUCCUCGAAGAUCUGUUUGCGCUGUCCUCUCUGGUUGAAGCAUUUCUUGCGGCCGACAAGGAGGACAAGCGCAUGCUGCAUGAUCUGCCUUACUUUUCCUCGACGCAAUUGUUCUUCGCUACCUGGUGUUUCAUGCGCUGCAUGGGUGAUCAGUCGGCAGGUGACAACGUGGAUCCAUGUUCUCCUACGUUGCGCCAUGUGAAGACUUUCUCCGACGCCUUCGAGUGCGCUCAAGACACCGGCCUCAACCCAGUUCAGCGCUGUGAACUUUUCUGA
Molecule: messenger RNA, 2079 nt
Organism: Dermacentor silvarum
Lineage: Eukaryota; Metazoa; Arthropoda; Arachnida; Ixodida; Ixodidae
Exons: 2
Coding region: 1-2079 (692 amino acids)
Biological process (GO): protein processing
Cellular component (GO): plasma membrane
Molecular function (GO): metalloendopeptidase activity
Source: RefSeq, a predicted model, not a curated record